Messenger RNA from Chlorella variabilis, 942 nucleotides. RefSeq lists its product as hypothetical. NCBI's taxonomy places the organism in Eukaryota, Viridiplantae, Chlorophyta, Trebouxiophyceae, Chlorellales, Chlorellaceae. The coding region runs from base 1 to 942 and encodes 313 amino acids. The record is from RefSeq and is a predicted model, not a curated record. The transcript has 8 exons. Gene Ontology annotation, molecular function: magnesium ion transmembrane transporter activity. Gene Ontology annotation, biological process: magnesium ion transport.
AUGGAGCACGGCUCUGACGGCGAGGCCCAGCAGCCCCUGCUGGGCCGACACUCGCUGGAGGAGCAGCAGCAUGGCGGCGGCAGCUCGGACCAUUCGACCCACGGGGGGAGGGGGUGGCUGUCUGAACAGCUGCGCGGCGGCGGCAGCGGCCUGCUGCGAGAGUCGCCUUCAGACCACACCACCGCCGCCGGCGCCCUGCUGCCGCCGGGCUACCAGCUGCCCAAGCUGCCGCCAAUGAGGGGGCCGUCUGGGGUGCGGCACGGGGCAGCGGCCUCCUCACGGGCACGGCGCAGCGCGUGGAUCGUGAUCGACAUGAAUGCCAAGCGCUCCUUCCUGCACGCCGACAAGCGGUCGCUCAUCAUCCAGCUGGGGCUGGGCAUCCCCAUCCGAGACAUGCGCCUGCUCGACUUCAACCUCCUCUCCUCAGAGACGGGCAAGCUGCUGGUGCGCGACAACGCCUUCAUCCUGUCGAUAGAACACGUGCGCCUCAUCAUCACGGCAGACAAGGUGCUGAUACCGCGGGAGGGGUACGAGCACAACCCGCUCAGCAACCGGUUUGUGGAUGUGCUGGAGGAGAGCAUCGCUGAGUGGGCGCGGCAGCAGAGCGCGGCCACCCGCCCAGUCAGCAUCGACAUCAGCAUGCACGGCGGCCCGCAUGCCGCCCAGCACUCUGACUUUGAGGACGACCACUCCAGCGGCAUGCACUCCCACGACUCCCUGCAGCUGCCCUUUGAGCUGGUGGCGCUGGAGGCGGCGCUGAAGGAGGUGGUGGGCGGCCGCGGCAGGGGCUGCCGCUGCAUCCUGGGAGAGAACCUGGUGAUCCCGCCCUUCCUCACCACCAGCGUGGACAAGUUCUGGGCCAUCAACGCCAUUGCAUUCGUGCUGUGCUUCUCCUUCUUCUAUAGCAUGCUGCUGUACAUGAGGUGGCGCAAGCUGCUCUGA